CCAUUUUAACAUGAAACAGUAGACGGACAAGUGUUACCAAUCACAUUAAAUUAAGCUCAGUUCCUGAUAAGAACAGAAGCCAAGGUCACCGGCAACACCCGUGUUUACUGCUACUCAUCUUAAGGUGUCUCAUUACACGAUAAGGUUUGAACUCUUAAAAAUAAGGAAGAAACUCUAUUCCACUAAGUUGGGCGAGAAUGGCUUACAACAGGGACGCCAAUGAGAGCACCCCUCUUUUGGACUCAGACACUGAGAGCAGACCUUCACCACCGUCAGUCUUCGAAGGAAGAAGAUUGGCAUGUGCGGCCAUCCUGCUGGCCGAGUCAUUAGAGAGGAUUGCUUUCUAUGGCAUAACGUCCAACCUGGUUCUUUUUCUCAAUGGUAGUCCUUUUUAUUGGGAGGGCACUCAGGCGAGCCAGGCACCACUCAUGUUCAUGGGAGUAACUUACCUGAUUUCACCAUUUGGAGGCUGGUUGGCUGAUGCAUACCUCGGAAAAUUCUUGACCAUUGCCGCAAGUUUGGUUCUGUACAUUUUUGGCAUGCUGUUUUUCCCUUUUAUUUCAAACGAGGGCACCAGGAUACACCUGUGCGGGGAAGAAAUGGCAUUUCCUGUGCAGCCUGCUGAGUGUCUGAACACAAACGUUACCACUCCAAAAAACGUUACCUGCCCCAUUCGUGCCCCAUAUUGUGGCCCAGCAGUCUAUGGUGGACUUUUCUUAAUUGCCUUAGGUGUGGGUACUGUGAAGUCUAACAUCACUCCAUUUGGGGCAGAUCAGGUCAAAGACAGAGGACCAGAGGCCACACGCAGAUUUUUCAACUGGUUCUACUGGUCUAUUAACUUGGGUGCCAUCCUGUCACUGGGAGGUGUGGCCUACAUCCAGCAAAACGUUAGCUUUGAGGUUGGCUACAUCCUUCCUACUGUGUGCCUUGGUAUCUCUUUCCUGGUCUUUCUCCUGGGACGUAUGGUUUUCAUCACCAAGCCCGCCGAUGGAAGUGCCUUUACUGACAUGUUCAAGAUCCUGGCUUUUGCCUGCUGUUCACAGAAACCAGUGGAGCCAAACCUGCUCCGCAAACCGGCACUACUGGACAGUGCCAAAGUGACUUAUGGAGGAAAAUUUCCUGAAGAGAAAGUAGAGGAAGUCAAAGCACUGGUGAAGGUCCUUCCAGUUUUCUUUGCUCUUAUUCCGUACUGGACUGUAUACUUUCAGAUGCAGACAACGUACGUCCUGCAGAGCCUCCAUCUGAAGAUUCCUGAUACGACCCCAAACAGCACUUCUGACUUCUCUAAGUUGACGUUCCGCUUCCCGCCUGCCUGGCUCACCAUGUUUGACGCAGUGCUCAUUAUCAUGCUGAUUCCCCUGAAGGACAAAGUGGUGGACCCAAUCCUGAAACGGCGCGGCCUGCUGCCCUCCUCCCUGAAAAGGAUCGCAGUAGGGAUGUUCUUUGUCAUGUGCUCGGCCGUGGCAGCGGGUAUUUUGGAGACAAAGCGCUUGGAGAUCGUCAAAUCCAAUGGUACCAUUGACCAGAUGCUUGGGAGCGUCAUCUACCACGCGGCAGAUUUGGCCAUAUGGUGGCAGAUCCCUCAGUAUGUGCUGAUUGGAAUCAGCGAAAUAUUUGCCAGCAUUGCAGGCCUGGAGUUUGCCUAUUCUGCAGCCCCCAAGUCCAUGCAGAGUGCCAUCAUGGGGCUCUUCUUUUUCUUCUCUGGGAUUGGAUCCUUUGUGGGCUCCGGAUUGCUGGCUAUUGUCUCCCUCAAGUCAAUUGGCUGGAUGUCAUCCCAUAGAGACUUUGGUAAUAUCAAUGACUGCUCUCUGCAUUACUACUUCUUCCUCUUGGCGGGGAUCCAGGGCGUCACAUUGCUGGUCUUCCUUAUUAUCUCGGUCAAGUACGACAAGCAGAAAGCCAAAGCAGGGCUUCAGCAGCAGAGACGCUCUUCCUCUUGACCCCACACGACUGCACAUUCAUAAACUUGCAGCCCACUACCGUCACCCCCUCGUCAGAUCGCUCAGUGCUCUAAGAACCCCUUACUAAUUAUAAUACGGCAGUUUGAGUGACCCAUUUCAGAAGAAGUUGUAACUGUCAUAUCUACACACUUAUGCAAGAUUUAGUUUUAAAGUGCUUUGGAUAUCCAGUAAUUUCCAGAUUUACUGGUAAUGGGUUUGAAAUCACCGGGUGACUGCAGCGAUACCACUUACAGUACAGAGAUGAACCAUUCAUACUGUACUUGCUUACUUCUGUGUGCGUGUCUGCUCCUGUUGCCUUUCUUUGAUCAUUUGCACUUAGAAAACGGUGCCAUAAAAUGUGAUCCCUUUGAAUGUUUUCAAAGUUGUUUUACAGUUCGACAUUUGUGUUUGUGUUAUCUAACAGAGACAGUUUAUUUCACUUAUUCUGGUACGACACAUCAGUAUUAAAAUCAUUUAGGUCCGUAACUUUAAUCUCGGGCAUUCGUGUAUUAAAUGUUCUCGAGAAUCGGCACUAUUUCAUUCGCACUCACGCAGUAUCAUGGAAGAGAUCGCACCAAAAGGGGAAUUGGUUUGGAUGCACAGGGUAAUUUUGAAACAGUCCCUUAAAUUAUUGCUGUUCGAGAUUCAGAUUGUUGGAGAAGAUUUCAAACAAACACACAUUUUUAUGUUUGAUCAGUCACUGUAAAGCCACUUUAAUCUACCCUGUAAAUUCUCAGAUAGCACUCUACAUGACUCAUACAUACAUACAUACCUCCUCAUGUAUACUCCACAACUCCUGUGACACUUCGGUUUUAAAUUUCUGGUCAAGCUGCAAAAUUGAAUAUCUUCAGUGUUAGAUGGGUUUUUUUAUGGGUUCUGUUAAUCUAUCUAUAUUUAGACUUGUGGCAUUAAUGCUCGGAUCACAGUGAAAUGGAUGCAUAACAGUUAAAAAAUGUAACCCAUUCACAGUGAUGCCAUCUCAGUACUGAGACGUUCAUAACAUUUGUGACAUUAUUUACAUUAUUUCACAUCAUUUGCUGUCAGAAAUUGUGUUAUCACAGCUUUGCAGCUUUACCAGAAAUUCUUUUUUGUUUUAUUAUAUUUAUAAGACUGUGAUGCAUUUGUUUUACUUUUAUACUAUAAAGCGUGUGUGUGCAUGCGCGUCUGUGCGUUUUCAAUCGUCAGAAUUGAGCCGAACACAUGAAGGAAGAAAACUCUCAGGGCUCUCUAGGAAUAGUGUCAUGUGACAUAAAGCUCCUGGAAA
Oreochromis niloticus (Nile tilapia) is the source of this 3204-nucleotide messenger RNA. RefSeq names its product solute carrier family 15 member 4 (gene slc15a4). Lineage: Eukaryota; Metazoa; Chordata; Actinopteri; Cichliformes; Cichlidae. The transcript is spliced from 9 exons. Gene Ontology annotation, biological process: transmembrane transport; oligopeptide transport. Gene Ontology annotation, cellular component: membrane. The record is from RefSeq and is a predicted model, not a curated record. Gene Ontology annotation, molecular function: transmembrane transporter activity. The coding region runs from base 198 to 1940 and encodes 580 amino acids.